Messenger RNA from Fusarium verticillioides 7600, 1484 nucleotides. Its product is annotated as replication factor A2. The coding region runs from base 137 to 970 and encodes 277 amino acids. The transcript has 3 exons. Gene Ontology annotation, cellular component: site of double-strand break; DNA replication factor A complex; chromosome, telomeric region. Gene Ontology annotation, biological process: double-strand break repair via homologous recombination; DNA replication; nucleotide-excision repair. The record is from RefSeq and is a predicted model, not a curated record. Gene Ontology annotation, molecular function: DNA binding. NCBI's taxonomy places the organism in Eukaryota, Fungi, Ascomycota, Sordariomycetes, Hypocreales, Nectriaceae.
AGCCAAUGCCCCACACAGUCAAGGCGGGGCAUCAUGGAACCCAUUAAACUCAGGCGCGUUUUAACGCGUCUCUUGAUCUUCACGCCCUUACCGUGAGCUCUGUCUAGCCCAACUCAAACAUCACACAACCACAAUAAUGUCUGCUUACUCUGGAUUCACAAAAACAAGCUAUGGCGCCCAAGGGGGUGACGAUUCUGGCGGCUUCUUCGCUGGUGGUUCACAACAGGGCAGUCAAGGCGGCGCCGGCGGCAAGUCAUACCAGGACGAAUCCUUGCGGCCUGUCACAAUCAAGCAGAUCCUCGACGCCGAAGAGGCAUACGCUGGCGCAGACUUCAAAAUCGACGGUUCCCCUGUGACACAGAUCACAUUCGUCGGACAGAUUCGCAAGAUCCAGCCUCAACCUACAAAUAUCACCCUCAACAUCGACGACGGAACCGGUAUGAUUGAGGUCAAGAAGUGGAUCGACGUCGACAAGCAGGACGAUGCUGAUCCCGGUUUCGAGCUGGAGUCUCACGUUCGUAUCUGGGGUCGUCUCAAGUCCUUCAACAACAAGCGACAUGUCGGAGCUCAUGUUAUUAGGCCUGUGGCGGAUUUCAACGAGGUCAACUAUCACAUGCUCGAGGCUACAUACGUUCAUCUCUAUUUUACCAAGGGCCCUCUCGGUGGUCAAGGUGGCGCCAAUGGAGACGGAGAUAGCAUGUUCGUGGAUGGUGGUGGCUACAAUGACAAUGGAGGCGGCAACGCUGGCCAGGCGCCUACUAAGCUCGCUGGCUGCAGUGGGCUUGCCAAGAAGAUGUUCAACUUCAUGAACGACACACCUGGUGGCAAUGAAGGUGUCCAUCUCAACGUCAUCACCAACUCUACUGGCAUGUCAGUGCGGGACGCUCUCACCGCUGCUGACGAAUUGCUUGGCCAGGGUCUUAUCUACACCACAGUUGAUGACGAGACAUGGGCAAUCCUCGAAUACUAACAUAAGAAUUGAGUUUACAAGGGAUGGACUGCGAGAAGGGCAAUUUACACGGAAUACAAACAACAAAAGCUAGGUGCACGGUGUUUACGGUUACAGGAGGGACCAGCUUAUGAAGGAAUGACAAUCUUAUAUCGGUUAUUUCUCUCUAAUGAAUGACUCGAGCUAGUUGGCGCACUGCAAAAACAGAAGAGAUAGACAGCUAUUGCGGUAGAGACUGCCGACAUGUGUUGGCAACACGAAAUGGCCAGAACCAUAUCUGCUUCAUAUCAUCAAAAGAUGCCGAUGCCCAAAAGAAUGAAAAGAGUCAACGAACUCGGUGUACAACUAACGCAAAUUCUCGCGCAACCAGAACUCACAUCACAACACAUUUGUUCCAAUCUUCUUGCUCAUGGAUGAGGUUCUGGAUAUCCUCAACCUCUUCGACUUCAGCCUCCGACCCUGUGUCGACAUUUGGAAGGAUCAGAGGCUCGUCUCCCUAGAACUUGACUGCGUUGCUGACGGCAGAAACGAUAAC